Phasianus colchicus (ring-necked pheasant) is the source of this 6767-nucleotide messenger RNA. RefSeq names its product SET binding protein 1 (gene SETBP1). Gene Ontology annotation, biological process: regulation of DNA-templated transcription. Gene Ontology annotation, molecular function: histone H3K4 methyltransferase activity; DNA binding. The record is from RefSeq and is a predicted model, not a curated record. NCBI's taxonomy places the organism in Eukaryota, Metazoa, Chordata, Aves, Galliformes, Phasianidae. Gene Ontology annotation, cellular component: nucleoplasm.
UCCUCCCCCCGCCCUCCUCCCUCUUCGCUCUGCGUGUGCUGCGCGGCCGUGCGCUCCCCUAAUCUGACAGAUGAACACCGCCAUGGGUUUGCCGCAACACAAGCAAAAGCACCUUUGGGGGCUGUGGCGAGGGAUUGAAACCGGGAUCUAAAAGAGAAGAGAGAAGAAGGGGGGAAUCCGAGGGAGGAGGAGGAAGAGGAAGAAAGAAGAAGAAGAGGACGCUGUUAAGAAGCCCCCACUGCCGUUUUGGGGAUAUGGUGGCAGACCUGAUCUCUUCUGAGCUACUUGCAGACUCUGGGCCAUUGAGACGUUGACUUUGGCAGACAGUUACCAUUCAUUCCUUGGGAUCGUACCUGCCCUUUCUCUCCCCAUCCCCUCCUGCACUGCCCUUACCUCUAAUAAAACUUCAGUGUGUCACGGUCCUGCUAUGGAGCCCAGGGAGUCUUUGGGCAGCUCCCGUCAAAGGGGAGGUGAGGCAGAUUUCCUGCCAGCCUCUGUGUCCUCUGCCAAACCACCGUCUGCCUCCAGCUGCACAGGGGAGACAGUGCUGCCGACAGCUGGCUCGGGGAAAGGGAUCCCGGUGAGCGGGGAGCGUAUGGAGCCUGAAGAAGAGGAUGAGAUGGGUUCUGGGAGAGAUGUGGAUUCCACUUCCAAUGCAGACAGCGAGAAGUGGGUGGCAGGAGAUGGGCUGGAGGAGCAGGAGUUUUCCAUCAAAGAGGCAAACUUCACAGAGGGGAGUUUGAAACUAAAGAUCCAGACGACCAAGAGAGCUAAGAAGCCCCCAAAGAACUUGGAGAACUAUAUUUGCCCACCAGAGAUCAAAAUCACCAUCAAGCAGUCCGGGGAGCAGAAGCUUUCCAGAGCUGGGAAAAAUAGCAAAGCUGCUAAAGAAGAGGACAGAGGACACUCCAAAAAGAAGGGAAAAGUCAUUGGAGAUGCAAAACUGCUCAUGAGCUGUGGUUGCAGAAAAGGGAAAAAUGCUCAAAUGAAAGACUCAGAUCAGAACCAGAUGAAGAAUUUGGGAAGAGAGUGUGGGUUCCCUGUGCAGAGUCUGGUGACAAAAUCCAUGAAUAAGGUUUACGACAGGCCACAGAAACAUUCAACCCUGCACUAUGAUCCAGGCCUCCAACAAGACUUCACCAGUGAUACCUUAAAAUCAAAGCACCAGCAGAAAAGUAGCAACCAGCACCAUCUUGACUGGUCAGCAAGCUCCAAUACUGGAUCCACUUCUCAAAGUUGCUUCAUCAACACAGAACCCAGUCGAGAAGCUGUUAGUGCCACCAAGGUCACACCUCCAGAGCCAGGAGUUUCCUUCAGUAAAUCCCAAGCAAAGAAGUCCUGUGCCAGCAGCACGUGGGGGCAACUAUCUGUCAGCAGCAAAGAGCUUGCCAUUUGCAGUGCAGUCCCAUCACCCAACAACACUGGUGUGUCUGCUCAGCCAAGCAGUGCUUCUGAGUGCAACGGGCUGUUGCCUAUUGGUGAUCAAGACGGAGGUGUGCAGCUGGAAGCUCCUGAUCAGUCUGUUGGGAGUACAAAGAAGAAGUCCAGCAAAAAGGACUUGAUAUGUCAAACCACCCAAACUGCUGACAUUGAGUGGGUGAAGAGCACUCAGAAAGCGUUUGACAGCAAAUGCCAUGACAGCAUGGAAGGAAAAAAAGAGUCUUAUUCGAUGGACAGUGUGUUGGAUGCGUCACCAUCAAAACAGAAUCCCAUUUCUGCAAGCAGCUGUGAAAAUGACACUAGCCAUGUACGAAUUACUAUCCCAAUAAAGUCUCCAACAACAGAUACAUCCAGCCACAAAAGGAAAAAAAGGCAGUCUACAAAAUCUUCAAUGGAGAAAGCUAUCCAAGAGAAAAGUCUUCCUUCUGGGCUUGCUAUGAGCAGUGAAGUGGCAAACAGGACUAUUUCUCAGUCAGAAGGGAGUAAAAAAGAUAUUCGAGUCACAAAGCCAGGGAAAGUGAUUGAAAAUGAAUCCCCCUUGUCAGCUAUUGACAGCAGUGUGCUUAUGGACAGAGAUUCCCCCAACAGUGCCACCAGACUCAGAAAAUCUGUAGCUGUGACAUCUACUCUCCUAUCCACUGAUCUCCCCACAGCUAGCAAACUGUCUGAGGUCCAGCACCCCAAACUCACAGCUAAACGACGAUGGACCUGCAGCAAACCUAAAUCUAUCCUUCGGGAGACCUCCAUGACAACAUCUGAGAAGAUGAUGGUGGAACCCCCUUCAGCCUAUCCCAUCACUCCAUCCAGCCCUCUGUAUACCAAUACAGACAGUCUUACUGUGAUCACACCUGUCAAGAAAAAAAGAGGACGACCAAAGAAACAGCCUUUGCUCACUGUUGAAACCAUUCAUGAGGGAACAUCCACUAGCCCAGUGAGUCCAAUCAAUCGUGAAUUUCCAGGAACAAAGAAAAGAAAGAGGAGACGGAAUCUGGCCAAGUUGGCUCAGAUGGUCCCAGGAGAGGACAAGUCCAUCAGUGAUCUCAAGUUUCACAAGAAGGUUGGAAAGCUUGGGGUCUUGGAUAAGAAGACUAUCAAGACCAUUAAUAAGAUGAAGACCCUUAAGAGGAAGAAUAUUCUGAAUCAGAUUUUGUCCUCCUGCUCCAGCAGCAUAGCUCUGAAAGCGAAAAUCCAGCCACCAUCUAGUGCUGGGCCAACAACCAUUGAUGCCAGACUAGGGAAGCAGAUCAAUGUCAGCAAGAGGGGGACUAUCUACAUUGGUAAAAAACGGGGCAGGAAGCCAAGAGCAGAGCUGCAGCCUCAACCAGAAGAACCUAAGACAGCCAUGAAGCACUCAAGGCCUGUUUCCAGCCAGCCAGAAAACCCAGCAGUGCCUUCCAAUCUGCAGUCACUUGUGGCAUCGUCACCAGCAGCUAUUCAUCCGCUUUCAACGCAGUUAGCGGGGACUAAUGGCAACCUUAGCCCUGCAAGCACUGAAACAAAUUUUUCAGAGUUAAAAACUAUGCCAAAUCUUCAACCUAUCAGUGCUCUUCCUACAAAAACCCAGAAAGGAAUGCACAGUGGAACUUGGAAGCUGUCUCCACCCAGGUUAAUGGCUAAUUCACCUUCCCACCUCUGUGAAAUAGGUUCUCUAAAAGAAGUUACGCUGUCACCAGUGAGUGAGUCUCACAGUGAGGAAACCAUUCCGAGCGACAGUGGGAUAGGUACAGACAACAACAGUACUUCUGACCAGGCUGAGAAAAGCUCAGAAUCCCGCCGGAGAUAUUCCUUUGAUUUCUGCACCCUGGACAAUCCAGAGGCUAUCCCAUCUGACACCAGCACAAAAAACAGGCAUGGUCACCGGCAGAAACAUCUCAUUGUGGAUAACUUUCUCUCUCAUGAGAGCAUGAAAAAGCCAAAGCACAAGAGGAAAAGGAAAAGCUUGCAAAACAGAGAUGAUCUCCAGUUUCUGGCAGACCUUGAGGAACUCAUCAAUAAAUUUCAAGUGUUCAGGAUUUCGCAUCGUAGUUACACGUUUUAUCAUGAAAAUCCAUAUCCCAGCAUCUUCAGGAUUAAUUUUGAUCACUAUUACCCUGUGCCAUAUAUCCAAUAUGACCCAUUGCUCUAUCUUCGCAGGACCUCUGACAUGAAGUCUAAGAAGAAGCGUGGUAGACCUGCCAAAACCAAUGACACCAUGACAAAGGUGCCUUUUUUACAAGGGUUCGGUUACCCUAUUCCCAGUGGGAGUUACUAUGCACCCUAUGGAAUGCCUUACACAUCAAUGCCUAUGAUGAAUCUUGGUUACUAUGGUCAGUAUCCAGCUCCUUUGUACCUGUCUCACACGCUCGGAGCGGCUUCCCCAUUUAUGAGACCUACCGUGCCCCCUCCCCAAUUCCAUGCAAGCUCUCAUAUGAAAAUGUCCACCACUGCCAAGCAUAAAGCGAAACAUGGAGUGCACCUACAAACACCUGUGGGAAUGGGCCUUGGAGACAUGCAGUCCUCUUUGGCUACUCCAAAGGUUGGAGGAACAAGCCUUUCAAGUGGCCGACUUCACAAAAGGAAACACAAACAUAAGCACAAGCAUAAGGAUGAGAGGAUACUGGGGACGCAUGAAGAUCUGAGUGGUCUCUUUGCUAGCAAGUCCACUGGCUUCUCCAGUCACUCUAUCAAUGAAAGGCUAAGUGGCUCAGAUAAAGAUCUCUCCUUGCUCAAUGAUAAAAGCAAGCAUAAGGAGAAGCAAAAGCACCAGCAUUGUGAAACUGGACACAAAGGCUCAAAGAGUAACUUUGAAGUGGAUACGCUGUCUACCUUAUCACUUUCUGAUGCCCAGCAGUGGACACAGAGUAAAGAUAAAAGUGAUUCAAGCAAUGAUCCCAUUGACUCUUGCACAAAGAGAUACUCUGGUAAUACUGAGAGUAAUGCAAGGCCAGAGUCCCUGGACAUGUUUGGUGAAAUGAAUUCCUCGAGUGAGAAACGGGAUAAUGAUGGAAGUGGGAAUAAAAGAAGAAGCUUCGAAGGGUUUGGAACUUACAGAGAGAAGGACAUUCAGCCCUUCAGGAUAAAUAGAAAGGAUAGAAGUACUUAUGAUUCUUCUGCCUCUUCUGACUUUAGGGAUACUGACAAGAAAGCUGGCCACAUGUUGAGACCUACACAAGUAUUUGGAUUGUUAGACAGCAUUUAUGAAUAUUUCUUUUCACCUUGUGUAUUUAUCCUUGCUUGUUGCACUUUUGGCAAAAGUGUCCCCAUCAUGUUCUACAACAGCAGCGAUUACAAAACCUGCUGGCAAAGCAGGAAACUCUCUUACUCGGAUCUAAUGUCUUAAGGUGAUAGUUGUUGCCCAGCCUUUGGGAGUACAGCCACAGCGCUGAGAAGAGUUUCUUUGCUCUCACCCACAAAGUGUACAAAGUCCAUUUAUUGAAGGGCUGACAAAGAUGUAUGGGAAGCUGUGGAGCUGGAUCAGUAUUCCCUGACUAGUAUGGUGUACCACUGAUCCGGAGGGACCUAAGAUGUUGAUGGCUACACUGAAUAUAUAGAGUCCCUCGCUACAAUCAUUGUGUGAAUCUCUCACUUCUGGUUGGUAGGUGUGAUGUAAACUAAUUAUCCUGGAAUCAAGUGGUUGAAAGAAGGGACUGGUGUCAUGGAAACAAUAAACCCUGACUGGCUAUAAAGAGUUUGAGGAUGUAUGACUUGGAAAUAUAAGCUAGGUUUAUAGGGAAGGAAAAAACUCUUUUGGAUACUAAGGUCAUUGUUCCUCUCCCACAGAGUUGAGAAGGGGGGAAAGAAUCUGAAUCUUGCCUGAAAGACUGAACUGUACUUUACAAUCGGGAGCUGCCCUCAUGAUGACAGAGGCAGGUGUUUUGCUGAAUUUACCUUGGGAGCGAGCCCAGUGCUCCCGCACCACCAUAUAUUUAUCAGAAAGUAGGUUUCAUACUAGUUGGGGAAAGGGCUGAAACAACCAUCAGUAGAUGAGAUUCUGAUGUGCUGGAAAACAGCUUCAAAGAAACAUAAUUUAGCCUCAAAACCAAACCAAACCAAAACAAACAAAACAAAACAAAAAAGAGAAUCAAUAGAGAACAGAGAAGGAGCAAAGAAUGUAUAUAACCUGCCAAUGUGAACCUUUCCAGAUUUUUAUUGACUUAUAUCUGAUUGAGAUCCAAAGACUGCUCAUACUUAAGCCAUCUAGACAUUUCCAUUUCCUUCACUGAGUCCAAGAUCUGGGCUGUUAUGAUGAAAAUCAGUCUGAAAUGGGAGCUUAUCCCAUGAAAACUCCUCCACUUGCUGUAUCAUACAAUAUCAGACCAAUUGUGACACCCAGAAAUGAGAAACAAGAAAAUCUUGAAAAGAGACUGAAUUCAAACCCAAGUUAGAAUGAGAAUUGUUAUAUGCCUGUCAAAGAACAAAAUCAUUCUCCAGCAAGCAUACUGUAAGCUAUUGCAUCAAGGAAGUUGUGUUUCAGCAAACGAAAGUCUUUGGGAUUUUUGAUUAGGUUACUUCUAUUGUCUAUUGAAAGCUAUUGAUUUCACAGUUUGAUAACAGUCUCUGCCUUCUGAACAGAAUAUGUCUGCUAAGCCUGUUUUUCCAGUUCAAUAUAUUUCACUCAGGCACAGAAAACUGACAAGAAAAAAUUAGCACUGGUGAACCCAAAUGAGUUUUCAAAGUAGGGAUGUGAUCCCCACCAGGCUGAUCUGGGACUAGGAUUUGCUAAGAAAAAAAAUCAAUUUCCUGCCAUUUUCCUUCUGUAUAUUUGACCAUGAAAAUGAAUAAGAUGGAGGUCUUGCAAUAGGCAUCAAAUUUACUGUUUAAACUUUUAAAACUGUUUCUCAUUUACACAAAAAUUAUUUUUAUUUAUUUUUAAUUUUCAUGAUUACAACUGCACAUCAUUCCCCAUGACCUAAUCCAUCAAGUCACAGAUUAUGAACUGGUUUCUUCAUUGUUAAGCUAUUAUUUAGAUGGAAAAAUCAUCAGCAGUUAGCUAAGCAAAGCCAGCUAACUAGAGUCAUACCUUGCUUUGCAAGGAAAAACGCUAAAACUAAGUAUCUCUUCCAAGAAAGACCUGGAGCCAAGACUGUUCAUUUAAAACCUAGGAACAUCUGUUUGCUUGUGACUGUCUAAGAUCUCAGUGCAGCUUUUUUUUCCUCUCUGCCUUUGACCUUCACUGGGAUUCCCAACAGAGGUCCAUAUUUGAGUCUAGCCGUAGCUAUUAACUGGUUCCCACUGAGGAGGGAUUAAACUUUUCCAUGAUAACCUUGGCAUUUUUUCUCCUAAUUCACCUUGCUUUCCCCUGAGGUGGCUAAACACUGAUUGACUAAUCGUUUAAAAAAAAAAAAAAA